Molecule: messenger RNA, 2637 nt
Organism: Melanotaenia boesemani (Boeseman's rainbowfish)
Lineage: Eukaryota; Metazoa; Chordata; Actinopteri; Atheriniformes; Melanotaeniidae
Gene: shld2
Product: shieldin complex subunit 2
Exons: 11
Coding region: 143-2467 (774 amino acids)
Biological process (GO): regulation of double-strand break repair via homologous recombination
Cellular component (GO): nucleus; site of double-strand break
Source: RefSeq, a predicted model, not a curated record
UGAAGAAGUUCGGGUCGUCAUCUCGGUCCACGGCCUGACUGUAACCGCGAUACCGCAGCAGGGAAGCGGACACCGGGACUGCCGAGUCAGCGGCGACAGCGGAGCAGCCUGAAGCCAGGACGCUGCCCGCUCCCCGGAUGCUAUGUGUGAGCGGCCAAAGAUCCAUGUCUUCCUGGGGGCUCCUCCUCCAUCCUCCGUCCCAGCCUCGGAGCCUGAAGCUUGGGUGGAGAGAGAGGAUCGUCCUCCAGCCGGUUGGAGACACCUGGAGCUCACCUGGAGGGAGGGGCGGCUCAGACCUGCAGCAGGUGAAUGUGGAGAUAAAGCAGGAUCGUCCCAAGUGGACAGUGAGGAUGCGGAGGCAGAUCCAUCUGAGAAGAAUUUCCAUUUUCAGGAAGCUCCGACCAACUUUGAUUGGCCCAAAAAACCGGAGAGAGCACAGACAGACCAAGUCAGAAAAUUAACUUCUGAAAAGACAGAUGUAAGCAGAGAAGAAGAGUCUGAUGCCGAUGAGCAAGAUCAGUGUUCGGCUUCAGUUCAUGAGUAUCUGGACAGCUGUUUCCCUGCAGCUAAACCAGAACCAGAACCAGAACCUGGAACUGGAUCCAAACAACAGCGGACACCCGCCGUCCCUCCUCUGUCUAUUAAGACUCAUUACCUGAGCACCUGGACCCUGAGUCAGGCCUUGAACCUGAGAGGCAGGUAUGGUGUCCAAUCAGCAGCCAGCCCUGAGAAAACCCCGCCCAAACACACCCAAACGCCUCCAUCAGCCUCCUCCAGCACCCCAGAGCUCUUCAGCCUCGCGACACCGUCCCCCGGAGGGUCCGCUGAGCUCUUCAGCCACCCCUGUCCAACCCCGAGGGUGCAGGAGGGCGGUGUUGUCCUUGAGGCCACCACAGAUGGCGUUCUGUGUUCUCAGGAGUCCACAAUCGACCACAACUCUCCCACAAAGUCCCCCAGCAGCAAGAGGGUCCGACUCUCUGAAGAGUCCAGAGCUACAGGAUCUGCCAGCACCAGAACCACCGGACCACAAAGUCCCACCACACCUCUGUCCAGGUGCAACAAAGUGGGGCAGCGGUGCUCGAUUCUGGUGGUGGUGGUUCACCCGUGUCACCUGAAGGAGGUCAAGGUGAAGUCGGGGCGAUCGGCGGGAACUUUCAUCCCUUUGGCGUCCAUUGUAGUGACGGACCAAUCAGGUGCUGAGAUGAACGUUGUGCUGUGGCGGCGAGCGGCCUUCUGGGCGCUGACUGUGAGUCCCGGAGAUUUCCUGCUCAUCACAGGUCUGCAGGUGAGUGAUGACAAGUGGAGAGGAGAGACGGUGCUGCAGUCCACCUUCAGCAGCAAGCUGCUCAACCUUGGACACGCCUCCAGCUCGCUACCAGUUACCCAGUAUGUGGAUGCUCGGUCGCUCAGCAUUCUGUGUGACUUUGUCUGCGAGCGACGCCCCCUGCUGGCCUCUGUGCCCCGCCAACCCCUGCAGGACCUAAACCGCCUCCCUUACGCCACCCUGAGGUCACUGCAGGUCAACACACUGGUUCAUGCCCUGCUGCGUGUCACACACACACACAUCAGCCCAGAGUGGCGUAGUGAAGCAGCGUCUCUCAGCAGGUCUGCAGUUCAGCUGAAAGCUGUUCUGACUGUGGAGCAGCCACAUGGUCAGCAGGGGGCGCUGCUGCUGUGGGGAGCAGCUGUGGACUGGCUGCCUCGCUUCAGCAGAGACAGCAGAGCCACCGUGUGGGACUUCCACCUCCUCCUGGUGAGGGACGGAUUGACCUCUGACCUCCCGGAGCUGCACUCCACCCCCUGGAGCUCCGUUCAAGCUAUGGACCCGACCGACCGGCGGGUGCUGGACUUCAACAAGACACGGCGGCAUCAGAACGACCACGGCAGCCCGGUGGAGCUGGACGUGGACACACUGCUGUCCCAGAAGUACAGCGGUGAGGUGGAGCUCAGAGUCCAAGUCUUCACCUUCCACUUCCAGAAUGCUCCGCCCUCCCAGACUACACCUGCAGCAGUGCUGGACAGCUCCACGCCGCCGGACGGCAUCAUGGCGGCACUGAGCGGUGACAUCACCUACACCGGCUGCGGUCGCUGCGCCGCCGAGCUCGACACCGACGCCAACGGCAUCUACAGCCCCUGCUACCCCUGCCUGCCGCACACCACCGUACGCCGUUACUACAGGCCAGGUGUGCUGACGGUGAGUGGGCGGGGCUGCCGUUACCUGAGUGUCCAGGUGCCGCCAGUUCCCCUUCAGAAGAUCCUCAAUGCUCCACCUGACAAACUCCAGCGAAGCUCAGUUCCAGGCUCGGAGGUGAAGCUCAUCCAGGUGGCAGCAGAGCGGCUCCAGGACCUCCUCUCCCUCCCCAGGAAAACCUUCAUCAUCACCAUCCGGAGCCACUUCCUGUGUGAUGAGAACAGCGUCCCCAUCCACCAGGACUUCAGGCUGCUGGAUCUUCAGUUCCCCAGCUGACAGCACACCUGGUGGGCGGGGCAUCAGGUGGAAACUCCAGUCAUCGUGUCUGGAUGAUGUAGACACGAGUGGGAUGUUUAAUGUCCUGCAUACUGUGAUGAUUAAAGGGGGCGGAGCUGUUUAAGCCUUUAAAUGUCAAAUCAAACAUUUUAUCCAGAUCAUUUUUCUGU